AUAUAUAUAUAUAUCCUCAUAGAUACUCCUAAAUACUCAUAAAAACCUAUCCCUAUCGUCUUCCAUCACCUCAAUUUUCCCGUGUUCCCGGAUCGUCAGGGUCUCGCUGCGAGUGUCCGGUCUUCGGCGGUCGAGAGCCCAACGCGCCGGUCGAUUUCCGUCAUAGCUUCUUGAACCCCGCCCGCCGCGCAGAAGUUGGGAAGGACUACUUUAGUAGCUCCUCUCGUGUAAGAGGACACAAUUUACAGAACCAGUUUAAUCACAUCCGUCGAUUCACCAUGUCUGAGGGGGACGUUAUGCCACCGAAGCCCGCCGUGGUGCUCGAGGCUCACGAUGUCGACACUUUCCAUGUUCCCAAGGCAUUCUACGACAAGCACCCCAGCCGGCCUCAUCUGAAGGAUCUCGAUGAAUACAAGAAGCUGUACGAGGAGUCCAUCCGGGAUCCCGACACCUUCUGGGCCCGGAUGGCCCGCGAACUCCUGAGCUGGGACCGCGAUUUCCAGACCACCCACACUGGCUCCUUUGCCAACGGCGACAACGCCUGGUUCGUCGAGGGCCGGCUGAACGCCUCGUUCAACUGCGUCGACCGUCACGCUCUCGCCGACCCCAACAAGGUCGCCAUCAUCUACGAGGCCGACGAGCCCAACGAGGGCCGCAACAUCACCUAUGGCGAGCUCCUGCGGGAGGUGUCGCGUGUCGCCUGGGUCCUCAAGCAGCAGGGUGUCAAGAAGGGAGACACCGUCGCCAUCUAUCUGCCCAUGAUCCCGGAGGCUCUGGUGGCCUUCCUGGCCUGCUCCCGCAUCGGUGCUGUGCACUCGGUCGUCUUCGCUGGUUUCUCUUCCGACUCCCUCCGUGACCGUCUGCUCGACGCCCAGUCCAAGGUCAUCAUCACCACCGAUGAGGGUAAGCGUGGUGGCAAGCUGAUUGGCACCAAGAAGAUCGUCGACGAGGCCCUGAAGCACUGCCCCGACGUGAAGAACGUCCUGGUCUACAAGCGCACCGGCGCGGAUGUGCCGUGGACCAAGGGCCGGGACCUCUGGUGGCACGAGGAGGUCGAGAAGUACCCCAACUACCUGCCCCCGGAGCCCGUCAACUCGGAGGACCCUCUCUUCCUGCUCUACACCUCCGGUUCGACCGGCAAGCCCAAGGGUGUCAUGCACAGCACGGGUGGUUACCUGCUGGGCGCGGCCGCCACGGGCAAGUAUGUCUUCGACAUCCACCCCGAGGACCGCUUCUUCUGCGGUGGUGAUGUGGGCUGGAUCACCGGUCACAGCUACGUCGUCUACGCUCCGCUGUUGCUGGGCUGCUCCACCGUCGUCUUCGAGAGUACUCCCGCCUACCCCAACUUCUCCCGUUACUGGGACGUCAUCGAGAAGCACAAGGUCACCCAGUUCUACGUUGCUCCGACCGCGCUGCGUCUGCUGAAGCGUGCUGGUGACGAGCACAUCCACCACAAGAUGGAGCACCUCCGUGUGCUCGGUUCCGUCGGAGAGCCCAUCGCUGCUGAGGUCUGGAAGUGGUACUUUGAGAAGGUCGGAAAGGAAGAGUGCCACAUUGUCGACACCUACUGGCAAACCGAGACCGGUUCGCACGUGAUCACCCCUCUGGGUGGUGUGACCCCCACGAAGCCGGGAAGUGCCUCGCUGCCUUUCUUCGGUAUCGAGCCCGCCAUCAUCGACCCCGUCUCCGGCGAGGAGAUCACGGGCAACGAUGUCGAGGGUGUUCUCGCCAUCAAGCAGCCCUGGCCCAGCAUGGCCCGUACCGUCUGGGGCGCCCACAAGCGCUACAUGGACACCUACCUGAACGUGUACAAGGGCUACUACUUCACCGGAGACGGUGCUGGCCGUGACCACGACGGCUACUACUGGAUCCGUGGCCGUGUGGACGAUGUUGUUAACGUGUCGGGACACCGUCUGUCGACCGCUGAGAUUGAGGCGGCCCUGGUCGAGCACCCCCAGGUUGCGGAGGCGGCCGUCGUGGGUAUUGCCGACGAGCUGACCGGUCAGGCCGUCAACGCCUUCGUGUCGCUGAAGCCAGGCAACGAGACGACCGAGCAGGUGCGCAAGGACCUGGUCAUGCAGGUCCGUAAGUCGAUCGGACCGUUUGCUGCCCCCAAGGCCGUCUUUGUGAUCGACGACCUGCCCAAGACCCGCUCCGGUAAGAUCAUGCGCCGUGUUUUGCGCAAGAUCCUGAGCGGUGAGGAGGACAGUCUAGGUGACGUCUCGACGCUGUCCGACCCGUCUGUGGUGGACAAGAUCAUCCAGGUUGUCCACGCUGCGCGCAAGAAGUAAAGGGCAAUCUGAAAC
Molecule: messenger RNA, 2306 nt
Organism: Paecilomyces variotii
Lineage: Eukaryota; Fungi; Ascomycota; Eurotiomycetes; Eurotiales; Thermoascaceae
Product: acetyl-coenzyme A synthetase FacA
Exons: 5
Coding region: 279-2291 (670 amino acids)
Cellular component (GO): cytosol
Molecular function (GO): AMP binding; acetyl-CoA synthetase activity
Source: RefSeq, a predicted model, not a curated record